This is a messenger RNA of Ambispora leptoticha, 657 nucleotides long. The record is from the annotation of a GenBank genome assembly. Lineage: Eukaryota; Fungi; Glomeromycota; Glomeromycetes; Archaeosporales; Ambisporaceae.
CCGGAGCAAAAAGAUGAUGCGGCAGAAUUAGCAGCGGCCAAAACUAGUGCUAAAACCGAGAUCGAUAAAUUAGUCUCCGGAGCCGGAGCAAAAAUCAUUGAUGAAACCACUACCUUGACUACUAAACCAUUAGUGGAAAAUCAUACGGCGGGAUUUGCCACCGGAGCUUUAAACCAUCUAAGAUCCUUUGUCAAAAAUCGGCAAAAAGAAAUUGAUGACUCCGGGAUUAUGACCGCGGAUGAUGUAACCAAAGUUAAAGCGGCUCUCGAAAAAUUAAAAAAAAGCACGGAUAAAGCGGUUAAAGAUAUCGUAGUUCCACGAGUUGAAGUAAUUCAUAAAUUGUUUGAAAAAGGAGAUGAUAAAUCCAAAGCCUUGGCAAAAUUAAUUCGCGACAAUUUUAUUAAAAAAUUGGAGACUGAUUAUCCCGCUACUGAUUAUGAAACUAACUUGACUAAAUUGGAAAGUAAAUUAGCCGAUUUAAAAAAGUAUGCGAAGGGUGGUGAAAAUGAAGCCAUUUAUAAUGGCUUAGGAACGGAUGAGAAAAAAACUUUCGAUGCUUUACUUAAAAGUGUAGAAGAUAAAGUGGAGGCUAUGAAAGCGGCCGAAAAAAAUGCCGAAAAAAAUAAUGGUAAUGAAAAAACUUCGGAGGGUGGUUGA